GAUUGGCAGAGGGGGGUGAAGGACACUGGUGGAGGCCAGUGGAGGGAUUGGCAGAGGGGGUGGAGGACACUGAAUGGAGGCCAGUGGAGGGAUUGGCAGAGGGGGGUGAAGGACACUGGGUGGAGGCCAGUGGAGGGAUUGCAGAGGGGGGUGAAGGACACUGGUGUGAGGCCAGUGGAGGGAUUGGCAGAGGGGGGUGAAAGGACACUGAGUGGAGGCCAGUGGAGGGAAUGACAGAGGGGGGUGUAUGAUUCGGGCGGAGACCGAGGGGGUGAGGUGGGGGGCGGAGACUGAGGGG
Molecule: messenger RNA, 298 nt
Organism: Staurois parvus
Lineage: Eukaryota; Metazoa; Chordata; Amphibia; Anura; Ranidae
Source: the annotation of a GenBank genome assembly